AUGACCUUUUACUUUAUUGACUGGUUUUGGCGUGCUAUAGUCACGCAAUGCCAGAGAGCUGUGACGCUCUUUUGGCGACUGCUGGACAGCCCUAGCCAGACGACAGUGGCUCAAUCUGCCCCGAGUCCGCAUAUAUGCCCCCGAGUAUUGACAUACCGCCGAAGACAAGGACCUUGGCGCCGUCACCUGUUACCGACCUUGCCUGAACACGCCUUUGUUAUCCCAGAUACGGUACCUCACGGAGACAUCUACUUCUAUAAUAAGGGGGAAUAUGUUGGUACUGGAGCGACAUCAUUUGUGGAUAGACUGGAAUCUGGCGACAUCAUAAAAUACCCAAAACCAAAUCCAUACUGCCCUGAGAAGGAGAAUGCAUACCGCCAACAGAUGGAGACAGAAGCUAAAGCUUAUCAACGCAUUGGUAAUAAUGCGCGUGUUCCAAGACUGAUACACUGGGAUGCUAGCGCAUGCUCUCUGGUCCUAGAAUAUCUUGCAAAUGGGGAUCUACGAUCAUAUCUCGAGCGCUACAACCAGACGGUAACGAGCGACCAGAGACAGCUGUGGAUGAGACACGCCGCAGAGGCGCUGGCCGCGGUACAUUCGGCGGACAUCAUACACUGUGAUGUUACCCCCCGCAAUUUCAUGCUUAACGAGGCUCUGGAGCUACAUAUCGCAGAUUUCGCAGGAUCUUCAGUCGCUGGCUCCCGCCCAGCAAACACGACAAGCGCUAGGUUCCAGCGACCGGGAUGGAGCUGGGACCCGACGUAUGCCGACGACCUAUUUGCACUUGGCUCUGUAUUUUACUUCAUCCAGACUGGACAUGAACCGUAUCAUGAUAUUACCGAAAAAGAGGUUCAUGAUCGCUUUAAGUCGGCAGCUUUCCCUGAGGUGUCUAUGCUACAGUAUGGCAAUAUUAUUCACUGGUGCUGGACUGGUCACUGGGAUAAUGCGCAACAAAUUGUCAAUGCUUUAGCUAUAGCCAAAUGA
Molecule: messenger RNA, 984 nt
Organism: Cordyceps militaris CM01
Lineage: Eukaryota; Fungi; Ascomycota; Sordariomycetes; Hypocreales; Cordycipitaceae
Product: Protein kinase-like domain
Exons: 2
Coding region: 1-984 (327 amino acids)
Biological process (GO): protein phosphorylation
Molecular function (GO): protein kinase activity; ATP binding
Source: RefSeq, a predicted model, not a curated record